AUGACCAAGUCCAAUACGCUGCAAUGGACGCCAUCGUACUCCAUAACAUCAACAUCGGCCCUGCACUGGAUUAGAGCUACAAUUACUCCAACUACGGCUCAAAUGCAUCAAGUGGAAACAAUUCGUGAUGAUCUGUUGGAGAUUGUAGAGGAUAUGGAUUGGCUGCGGGAUAUCUUCAACAACAUGGAAGAUAUCAGAAAAAGCUGGAAUCGGUGA
Caenorhabditis remanei is the source of this 216-nucleotide messenger RNA. RefSeq lists its product as uncharacterized. Bases 1 to 216 code for a protein of 71 amino acids. The transcript has 2 exons. The record is from RefSeq and is a predicted model, not a curated record. NCBI's taxonomy places the organism in Eukaryota, Metazoa, Nematoda, Chromadorea, Rhabditida, Rhabditidae.